GUUUUUCAGUGAACCGCAUGGCAUGUCUAACGUAACGGGGAUAUUCGGAUAAUUAUAUAAAAUAAUGCAAUACUGCUAUACCGUGGUGAUAGCGAUUUAAAAGUGACGAUCUUAUAAAAUAUAGUAAUAAUGCGAUUUAAAAUGUGAGCAAUGCUUCUUAAGUAAACUAAACUAAUCUCAAACCAAUUCCUCUAAAAUAAACAAAAGACAACUUUAGGAUGUUGUUUUAUACUAGAGACGCUUCUGUAUACUACUAUAUAUUCUGAAUAGUCAGAAAUUAUAUUAAAUCCAUCUAUCGGAGGCAGCUCAUAUCUUAGCACGAGUAAAAGACGUUUAAAUAGCCUUUCGCUAGGCAUUGUGGAUCCUGUAGGCUAAAGCGCUCUGCGUUCUAUUAAUUACUAUGGAGGUCAGCUUUAUUGGAAACUACAUCACCCAAACUGCACCUGUUUCAGUUAAUACUUAGGACACCUUAGCAGCAUUUUCAGAUGGACGAAACACAGGAGGUGAGUUAUAUUCAGUUAUUCAGAGUUAUUUUUUGUUAUUCAGUGGCAUUUUUCCUACUCUUGAAGGCCAUUUUCAUAGUUUAGACGGUGAUUUCUUAAUAUGGCGAAAGACCUUUCCAUGAGACGAAGUACAAUGGAGGAAGAUCCCAAAUCUAUUCAGAGGAGGUUUGAAGCAGCUGUCAAAGUCAUCAGAAAUUUACCUGAGGAUGGCUCUUAUGAUCUGUCCGAUGAUAUGCUGGUUAUGUUAUACAGUUACUACAAACAAGCUACAGCAGGACCUUGUAACACCCUAAAACCAAACUCUUGGGAUCCUAUUGGCAAGGCUAAAUGGGAGGCAUGGAAAGCCUUGGGAAACAUAUCAAAGGACCAAGCCAUGAUGGAAUAUGUUCAGGAAAUACAAUUGAUUAUAGAAACCCUUCCAGUCACAGACAGGAUGGCAGAAUUAAUGGACGCUCUUGAUCCAUUUUAUGAAAUGGUGGAGGAUGAUGAUGAUGAUCCGACCAGUAAAGCAUCACUAUUAUCCACAGUCUCGAGCACCCAUGCAGCAGAGAGAGGAAGUUUACCAGUGUUUAAUGAAAGUGAGGAGAACAGUGUGUCCUCCUCAACCAAUGACACUCAUAGUUCUCUCAACACUGAGGAGGAAGAUGAGGAACUGGCGUAUGAUGAAUCAGAUGGUGAGAUAUACAGCGGCUCAAUGGAAAAACCAGCAACACCAGAGAAGGGUUCAGGAGUUCCCAGGGUCCAUUUGGCAGAAGUGAACGUGGUUGGUGCCAACAUGCAACAAGGGGGAAACAGAGAGCCUCAGUGUGAGAGUCAGGAUGGGAAACCACAGGGAAUUAUACCCCCCGUCCCCCACCCGCCGACACUUGGAACCGUCCAAACUGACAGAAUCUCUCCAGGCAGAGGAAGAGGAAGAGGGCUUCAGUUAAUGGGAACUAGCCUACCUGACAAACACGAGUGCGGUUUCCAAGGAAAUGGUCAGCGCUGGGAGACGUUUAAUACAGAGAUUGCUGUGAUACUGUCACAGUUACAGGACAACAUGCAAGAUGUGCUGGGCAGACUGACCACACUGGAACAUCUUACGGCAUCACAAGCUGAAAUUACUUCUCUCAAAACUUUGAACUGUAAGGCAUCAAAAAAGAGAUGGUCCUGGUGGACUUUAAACUCGCCCCACUUCGCUGCGGUACUGACCGUUAUCUGGCCGUUUGCUGUGCACUGGCUGGUGCAGUUUUACUUACUGAAGAGAAGGAGAUGGUUAAGAGUGAAGUGAAGAAUCAGAUACCAACUGUAUACCAUCAUGAGGACUUUCAGACGGUCUGGAUAUAUCUGGAUAUAUCAUAAAAGUGAAAGCUAUGAUGUCACCCUAACCUCAGAAAUUAGUAGUAUUCAGCAAGGACAGUGACAGUAAAGUGAUGAUGUGUAAUAUGAUAUUUCCAUCUGAAUAAAUGCUGUUCAUUUCAACAUUUUAUUCACCAAAGAAUUCUGGAAAAUUUAUAACUGUUUCUACAAAAAUGUUGAGCUGCACACUGAUAAUAAUAGUGAUUUAUUUAUUUAUUUUAUUUAUUUAUUUAUUUAUUUUUACUUUUUUUUU
This is a messenger RNA of Pimephales promelas (fathead minnow), 2094 nucleotides long. The record is from RefSeq and is a predicted model, not a curated record. NCBI's taxonomy places the organism in Eukaryota, Metazoa, Chordata, Actinopteri, Cypriniformes, Leuciscidae.